AUGGCCAAUAGCGUGGAUCACUCAAACCCCAUCACCCUUUCUCGUUUUAUUUUGGCCGAGAAGGAGAUACAAGGCAAUGCUGAUCUUAGCGUUCUCUUCACGUCCAUUGAGCUGGCAUGUAAGGUCAUCGCCAGUUCGGUACGUCGUGCGGGUCUGACGGGUCUUUACGGUCUUGACGGCUCAGAGAACUCAACCGGAGACCAAGUGAAGAAGCUUGAUGUGCUCGCCAACGAGAUUUUCAUAAACUCGCUUAAAUUUUCGUCCAAGAUUGAGGUCAUGGUUUCGGAAGAAGAGGAGAAGCCUAUUAUUGUGCAGAGUGAUUCUACUGGCACAAAGUAUUGCAUUGCUUUUGACCCGCUCGAUGGCUCGUCCAACAUUGACUGCAACGUAUCAACUGGUACUAUCUUUGCGAUAUACCAGCGGGAUGCCACGUCUGAAGGAGGCUACAAGGAUAUCUUGCAACCGGGUAGCAAACUUGUGUCGGCUGGUUACUGUAUGUAUGGGAGCUCGACGCAGCUGGUGCUAACUUGGGGCAGCGGCGUGCACUGUUUUACUCUGGACCCGACAAUUGGAGCAUUUAUUCUCUCACAGAAGGAUAUUCGCAUUCCAGAAGAACCUAAAACAAUAUAUUCGUGCAAUGAGGGCAAUUACGCCCGUUGGGAUCGUGCCACGAGGGCAUUCGUGGAUGAGUGCAAGACCAGACCAAAUCCGUACGCGGCACGUUACGUCGGUAGUAUGGUGUCUGACAUCCACCGUACGAUUUUAUACGGUGGAAUUUACAUGUACCCGGCCAGCAAAAACGCCAAAGAUGGUAAACUUCGUUUGCUCUACGAGUGCAAUCCCAUGUCGUUCAUUAUGGAGCAAGCUGGUGGCAUGUCGACCACUGGCACAGAACGGAUCCUUGAUCUUAUUCCCACGAAUAUUCACCAGCGCUCGUCAAUUUUUCUUGGCUGCAAGCGGGACGUCGAGCGAGUCAUAUCGUUGUACGAGGAGUAUGGUGACGCAUGA
Plasmopara halstedii is the source of this 1008-nucleotide messenger RNA. RefSeq names its product fructose--bisphosphatase. The transcript is spliced from 2 exons. Gene Ontology annotation, biological process: fructose 1,6-bisphosphate metabolic process; fructose metabolic process; fructose 6-phosphate metabolic process. The record is from RefSeq and is a predicted model, not a curated record. Bases 1 to 1008 code for a protein of 335 amino acids. Gene Ontology annotation, molecular function: fructose 1,6-bisphosphate 1-phosphatase activity. Gene Ontology annotation, cellular component: cytosol; cytoplasm. NCBI's taxonomy places the organism in Eukaryota, Oomycota, Peronosporomycetes, Peronosporales, Peronosporaceae.